AUGGCUGUGAGGGCCACGAUUCUGGUGCUGAUGGUCACCCUGGUGGUCGUCGCGUCAGCUGGAUUGCUCGAGACCCUGCUUUCGUGGGACCUGCCGGAGGUCGAGGCGAGAUCAGCCACGUCGCAGUCUAAGUGUCUGUGCCAGACUUCUGGCUGUCUGUGCUGCGUUGACCUGAACUUGACGUCCACGAUCGAUCUAGGCGGUCCAGCUUGCGUCAACAUCAAGCAAAAGGAGCAGAAUAUCUCAUUAAACUUGAGCUACGGCGAUAAUCCAAUUCACAAUGCGACGAUAAGGAUCGCGAACGCGGCCAAUAAACCGACGUGCAUGAACCUGUUGUCGGAUUUGGCGCAGAUCUGCGCGCGAUUUACGUCGGUGAAGCAAUCUGACAUCGGUGGUUACGACGGUUGCAUGGUAAUCGAGCCGGCUUUGCUGAGCACGCCGCAAGCCACGUACCACAUAGGAUGCUUCAAUUUUUAUCAGGGUGUCCGACAGGUGGAGGUCUCCGCCAUCACGGAGACGACGGAGCCCGUCGACAACGCGGACGAAGAGGAAGACACCUUGAACACCGAUGAGCUGAUCGCUGCGGUGUCCGCCAGCGCUGAACAGGGUAUCGCGCUGUUCACCCAAUGGCUGGGCCUCAAUCUGAAUCCGAAACUGAAUCUCACCAAUAAGGAGAACGGACAGCAAGAUCAUCAUCAACAGAGAACGACGAAUAGUGGACGGAUAGCAGGACCGUCAUCAACCGACGUGUCAUCGAGAUCGGCCCGGAAUAUGGCCGACGUCGUCCAGAGCGAGAAGAACGACGAGCGGUUCAAGCAACUGUUGAGCGCCCAGGACAAUGUUCUGAAGGGCUCGGCGACUAUUGGACAGCACCACGACGCGGAGACCACGUUUGUUUACUCUAGGCCGAGCGAUCUGUUGACCGAGAGAAACGCGACCGAAGAGGCCAAGAGGAAGCUCGAAGCGGAGGCCGUGGCGCCGCAGCACCGGGUCGUGGUGCCGAAGGAGUCCAGGAGGGGCGGACGGGCGUACAACAUUCAUCAGCACGUCAACGAGAUCUGAGCCCGUGUGAUCGGUACCUCAUGCAGGAGACUGCCGACGAUUCCUUCUUUUAGAGCUAGAGUGCCGCACGUAGACUAUACUCGUACAAUAUGUAUGCACGCGGAGCUGGGUGAUGAAGAGGAGGUCAUCGCUUUGUUCGACCGUCUCGGCCAUCACAGUACAUUUAACUGCGGCAAUUCAAUCCUCACGAUCAUUACAGAUCGUGAUCCUCGGUAAUAUUCCGAUAAUAUCGGUAAAUCAGCGUAUCGCAAUUUGCGGUAUGGCGCGAAACAAUAGAAUUGUAACUUCGCACCAUAAUUCAAUCUUCGGUAGCAUCUUCGGCAGGUAGCAACGCUAUCGUCGUAUCGUUUUCAUACCGUUUCACGGUACACGGAGAUGGAGGGAAAAUGGUUUUCUUUUUAACAUCAAGCUGCAUAAGAGUUGUUGACGAUUUGUUGUCUGUUAAUUAUUUUAAGAGCUACUUAUAGAAUGUCUAAAGAGAUCAUUUUCACAAACUGUAUUUCAUCUCUUAGUAGAUUAUUUUACUAAACCACAAGGUGUUGCUAAAUCUUUCUAUAAGUUUUUCCCGCUUUGGCGCAGUUUCUCGCGAUCUUUUCCUAUUAUUUGCUGUCAAAUUAAUGCGGUCAAAAUGUCGGAUUUUAUUUAUCAAAAGAGAUGGUUUAUAGUGGCGUUAGAUUACAAAUCGGAUACAUAAAUGUGUAUACAUUAUAUAUUCCUUCAUUACUCCUGAUUUGAGGACCAAUACAUAAAUUGAUCGGUAUAUAAAGUGUGACCACUUAUGAAUUUGUUUUAUUAAUAAAUACAUUCUAAAGUGAAAUUGAGAAAAAGUGAAAUGGAAAGUCUAUAAAUUCAGGCAAUCAUGUUGUGUGAACUCAAACUUGAAUAUUUUGCAGCUCGAGCUACGCAAAAUCUUGCUUCAGUAAAUUUUAUACCGGAGAAGAAUUUGAGGCUAUUUAAAGAAAUGAUUAAAUUAGUUGAAAGUAAAACCCGAUAUUUCUACAACAAGGAAUUUAUAGCUUAAAAACAAUAUCGGGACCAACGUAUAUUAACUUAAAUGGAAAAUACUCCUUGAAUAAAUUAUGUACAUGCAAAAUGGAUGUAGUGUAUUUUUUACUUUUAAAAUCCGAUAUUUUGACUGCACCAUAAUUUUAGUUACUAAUUAAAGUACAUGUCAACGAGCGAUGUUCCAAUUCAUCGUACGUGCAACUUAAUUGUUUAUACUCAGCUCCUCCA
Messenger RNA from Vollenhovia emeryi, 2295 nucleotides. RefSeq lists its product as uncharacterized. Lineage: Eukaryota; Metazoa; Arthropoda; Insecta; Hymenoptera; Formicidae. The record is from RefSeq and is a predicted model, not a curated record. The transcript has 4 exons. The coding region runs from base 1 to 1062 and encodes 353 amino acids.